Tribolium castaneum (red flour beetle) is the source of this 1420-nucleotide messenger RNA. RefSeq lists its product as uncharacterized. The transcript has a single exon. The coding region runs from base 94 to 1281 and encodes 395 amino acids. The record is from RefSeq and is a predicted model, not a curated record. NCBI's taxonomy places the organism in Eukaryota, Metazoa, Arthropoda, Insecta, Coleoptera, Tenebrionidae.
UCUUUAUGAUAAGCAUUGUCAUAAAAAAUAAAAGUCUAACAUUGGCACUUGUUAACGUUAGUCUUUCGUAAAUCUCAAAGUGUUUGUGUCACGAUGAACAUACAAAAAAUCGAGGAAAUCGUUCCAUUGGGUCCUUCCGAAUCCAUGGUUGACUACAAGGUACAGCGUUUGACAGCAGCGGGCGAAAAUUACGGAAGUCUCAUGUUACAAAUCGAUUUUAUCAUCAAAUCACCGAAUGGUACCAAAACCAUUCAUUCCGUAGCCAAAACUGUGCCUCCCAACGAAUUAAUCCAGAAAAUUUUCAAUACGCCAGAGUCAUUUAAGAAUGAAAUAGCCUUUUACAAGAAGGUGGUACCAACUUUGGAAAAAUUUGAACAAGAUCAAGAAAUCUCUACCACUGGUAUUGCAAAUCUUUUUCCGAAAUAUUACACAAGUCGCAUUAAUUUAAACAAUAGUACCGAUAAUAAAGUUGAUUCGGACGCAAUUCUCCUCCUUGAAAAUCUCAAAUUUGAAAAUUUCGCUACAGUUGAACGCACUCAAGGAUUCAAUUUGCAAGUAUCACAAGUGAUUGUGAAACAUUUGGCCUAUUUUCACGCCUUAUCACUAGGCCUCAAGCUAAAGCAACCGCAAAUUUUCCACGAGAAAAUUCAAAAGUAUCUUGCACCGUCCAUCCCAGACAAGGACGUUCGAAUCAUUGAAACGCUCGCAAAAUUGAUAGAAGAAACGCCUGGUUGUAGUCUUUACGUUCAGAAAGCACGUCAAAUCCUUAUGAAGAUGUUAGAACCUGCACCACCUCCUCGUGAACCUUUUGCCACCUUCACCCAUGACGAUUUCUGGGUCAACAACAUUCUUUUCAAACAAUCCACAAAUGAAGUCAAAUUUAUCGAUUUUCAACGACCCAGAUACGCUUCACCGGUCCGCGAUUUGAUUUUUUUUCUUUUUACGAGUGUUGAAAAUCACGUUUUGGAGUCAAGUUGUGACGAUUUGCUUCAACUCUACUACGAAAAUUUUGUUUCGGUACUCCAACGCGAACUAAAAUGCGAUGAUAUUGAGUUUACUAUUGAAACAUUCCAACAAGAGUUAAAAUUGGAGGCUAGGAAUACACAAUUCGGACACAUUGUGUUUAUGUUGAAUCCCAUUUUUGCACCAAAAGGAAGUGUCAAGGAGUUGGAAGAGAUGACAGUGGAGGAUUUCCUCAAGAGUUUGGAGGGGGGCAGUGAUCUGCACAAGGCCAAGCUGGAGCUGGUUGUUGGAGAGUUUGCGAGAAGAGACUGGAUAUAAAUAGUUUAAACAAAAUAGCAGUUGACCAUCAAACCAUUUAUUUGCCAAACUUCGACAUGAAUUAUGGCUAAAUGUAUCUUAAAAAAAUCAUUCAUUACGAAAUGCAGUGUAACACUAUUUGAAGAAAAAUUGCACUUUU